AGAGUUCUAAAUCAGAAACUCUCGCGAAAUAACGUGUAAUUUUUAGUGACAUUCGGUAAUUGUUUGUGUCUUUCGUCAUUAAUCCGAACGUAAACGGAAGUUCCAGAAUCAGGAUUAUCGUGAAUACGAUAGGAAAUACAAACACUGUCACACCUCGUUACAAAGGUAAAAAUCUAUACAGGUAAUCAGAGAGCCGCGUGAGCCCGCACAUGAUUGGCUGCCAGCGAAUCCCAUGACUUAGACUACGUUUAAAAACUGCGCGAUCUUGUCUAUUUUUAUCAUUAUUCAAUCGACUCUGCGUUCAUUUUGUUAAGGGGAAUACGAUGGUCCAUCUAAGCGACAUGAAAAAGCCUAUUAGCUGCACGGUGAUCGGCGACGGGAUGGUGGGGAAAACAUGUCUGUCGGAGGUGUUCUCCCAACAAACUAUGCCCCAGGAGUAUGUGUCUACCGUCUUUAAUAACUAUGCCGGUAAAUCCACAGUGGGAGGGGACAAAUAUGUGGUCAGCAUCUUUGAUUCCGCCGGAGAGCAUGAGUACACUGAACUGCGGUCCUUCAGCUACAAGGACAGCGAAGUCCUCCUGCUCUGUUUCUCGGUGUCCGACAGGGACUCCUUUGAGAGUGUCCGGGAAUUCUGGGCCCCUGAAGUCAAAGACUUUCUAGGAAAACGCGUUCCAAUUAUCGUAGUGGCUACCCAAACGGAUACCCGAUCCUCCCAUGGAGUGGACAGUGUCAGCAUGGAGGAGGUCACUCCGGGAGGGGACAGUGUCACUACUGAAGAGGGACAAAAAAUGGCCAAAGAAAUCGGGGCGGAUCGGUACCUAGAGUGUUCCUCGGCGGACUUGCAGAGCGUACAGAGUGUGUUUGAGAACGUUGUACUUACUGCUUUGAAACAAAGAAAAAGAAUGGGGAACAUUUUCCGCCGAGUGUUAGGACGCUGAACUUAAUAGCACUAUUACUUUGGUUUCACAUUGAAGACGUAUACCCCAUGCGUCUGUUUCACAACCCUUAGUGAACGAAUGAAGCACAGGUCUAAACCAAUUAAAAAAAAACCGGUGAUCGGACAAAGAUAGCGCGCAUGAUGAACUGACUUGGACUUGACCCAAGCAAAUGACCUGAAAUGACCACGUGUUACGUGCCGGACUUUGAUUGCAUACCUCGGUUUGUACUGAAAAAAAAGGUGUGGUAUUGGAUUUUCCACAGUAGUGUACCAGUUCCUGGUAGAACCAGAAGAAGUGUAAUGUCACGAAGACAUUUAAAUCCAUUAAUUGAUUGUACUCUUGCAUUUCAUAUCCUGAUUUAAAUAAAUGAUGCAUCUGAGCGAAUAUGA
Molecule: messenger RNA, 1327 nt
Organism: Ostrea edulis (European flat oyster)
Lineage: Eukaryota; Metazoa; Mollusca; Bivalvia; Ostreida; Ostreidae
Product: cell division control protein 42 homolog
Exons: 2
Coding region: 324-938 (204 amino acids)
Biological process (GO): small GTPase-mediated signal transduction
Molecular function (GO): GTPase activity; GTP binding
Source: RefSeq, a predicted model, not a curated record